Ziziphus jujuba (common jujube) is the source of this 1848-nucleotide messenger RNA. Its product is annotated as phytosulfokines 3. The transcript has 2 exons. Gene Ontology annotation, molecular function: growth factor activity. The record is from RefSeq and is a predicted model, not a curated record. Gene Ontology annotation, cellular component: extracellular region. Gene Ontology annotation, biological process: cell population proliferation. NCBI's taxonomy places the organism in Eukaryota, Viridiplantae, Streptophyta, Magnoliopsida, Rosales, Rhamnaceae. Bases 898 to 1143 code for a protein of 81 amino acids.
AUAGAUGGUUUCAUGACCUCGUAUUUCGAUGCAUCUUUUAUAGUUUGUUUUGCAGAGGUGAUGCUCGAAAAUGGAGGAAAUUUGUGGAACUAGAGAAGGCGAUAUCAGUGGUGUUAAAAGAGCAGAGGAGGUGUUUGAAAGGGAAAAUAGAAAGAAUCCCUAACCGUCGAAAGGGAAAGUAGAAAGAAAACCAAAAAAAAAAAAAAAACACAUGCGUGUUGGUAGAGAAAAGAAAGAAACAAAAAAAAAAAAAAAAACUUUAUUAAGGGUAUUCUGAUCUAGAUUGGUUAAAAGUGGAUUAGUUUUUUUUUUUAAAAUUUUUUUUGCUAUUUUUCAAGUUUAUAUUUCUACAAUGGUUAUUUUUCAAAAAAAUCCUAAUUUUAAAAUAUAUUCACAAUUUAAAUAACCAAAAUACCUCAACACCAACAGGUGUCAAUCACAUGCAGCAAAAGCAUGUGACUUUAUACACUUGCAUGUACAGCUAGCUAGCUUCCCUCAUCACAUAAAUGCCGAAUUACCAAAAUUGGGAAACCAUGGCGUUUCUCGAAGGUGUGUCUCUAAAAUGGUGAUGUUUCCUAGGGGAGAGAGAAGAAUUUAAAGCAUUGACCUUGAAUGGUGGUGAUUUUGCUAAAAUGUUUUUGACUUUUUUAAUCUUCAUAAUUUCAAUGCUCAUUCAUGGAACCCUCACUCUUCUCCAUCCAAAAAGACAGAAUCCUCUUAUCACUGUCACUGCUUCUCUGCAUCAGCAUCAAUUAAUUUAUAGCCUCCAUAUACACACUCCAGUUGUUAUGCAAUUAUAGCACUUUAUAUUAUUUUCUCUCUCUCUCUCUCUCUCUCUCUCUCUCUAUAUUUAUAUAUAUAUGCUGAUCAACAUCCUUCUGCUUCAUACCCAAAAAUAUGGCUAAGAGACUCAAUUUCUUCAUCUUGGUUUUGCUUCUACUGUCAUGUGCAGAAACCAGACCAAUCCCAAACACCAUAUUGCAAGAAUCAGCCUAUCCCAAUAUCCCUAACGCCUUAUCACCUGAGGAAGCAAUCAUGGAAGAUGGUGGAUGCAAGGGUUUGGAAAAUGAAGAAUGUUUGAUUAGAAGGUCCAUGGCUGCUCAUACAGAUUACAUCUAUACCCAAGAUAUCACUGGACCAUGAUUUUCUAUUCUCUGUGUACUUUAUUUAUUUAAAUUUUUCUUUUUCAUUUUUGAAGUUUUUUGGUACUACAUCCUGCAAUGAAGAAGAUGGAAGUUUUUGGUUUUUAUAUUAAAAGAUGGUAAUUAUGAUGUCAUCAAACUGUAGUUUUGAUUUUGUAGAUUGGUGCUAUUUCAUCAUUCUUUACCAAUUUCUGUUUAAUUUAAUACUUUUGUGUAUACCAGAGAAAGAGGACAAGUUUCUGUAGAGGGUACUCUGCUGUGGCGUGGUGGAUGAUGAGGUGCUUGUGGGGCCUAGUUUCAAGCCCAUGAAAUCUUAAAGAUCUUCUGAGUUUCUUAUUGGACUUUGAUAAAAUGGGCCUCAUUUGUAAAAAAUUGAGUGGUUGGUUUUUUAGCACUGCAAAACUAACCAUACAAACUCCGUCAAAUAUAGGCUUUUAGCUAUUUCAAAAUGAUUGCCUUUCUGGAUCUGGCUAAGUGCUAAUGGAAUUAUGUGAUUGAGAAAGGAAAAAGUCGUUUUACAAAACCAACAAUGACAAGACUCAAGGGUAGUUAAGACUAAGUUUUGGUUUGGAUGGGUUAGAAGGUCUGCAACUACUAGUUUAACAAGAAUAAUUAAAACGGUAUAUGUUUAGAUGAUUAUAUAGUAGCGUUUUGGGUGACAAUUGUCAUGGUCUUAUGAGCCAAAUGGUUGCUUUAAACUUAAGAG